CACCUUUCAUAGUUGUGGUCAUAGUAUGAGAAUGUAAGCUGACUGGCCUGGUAGCAUAGCAUUGACCUCAGUGCCUGGUCGCGUUAGCAACUGGCGAGAUGUAUUUCAAAUUUCAAAUCGACUAUUUACUGAAAAUGUUUGCUUUCAACAGUUUAUUUUCACGAUUGAUUCAGUCAAGAUUCAUAUAAAAAAGAAUUUAAAUGCAUAGCUCUGAUAACAGAAACGAAGAGCAACCGGAAUAUGAACAUGCAUAUUUUAAAUUUUAUGCUGACAUCCCUGACAAAGUCAACCACAAUAGACAUGCUAGCUCUUCCAGGAAUGUGGAAAACCUAUCACAUGAAACUUGUGUAGAAUCUCCGUCAUUCAUAAAUAGUAUGCUCUUGAGCUCACAAAAAGAUAAAAAUUCUAAUAAAAUGUUUGGCAAAAGUGAGCUACAUAAAGUUUACCAAGAGUUACGAGUUAUAAGCCAAAGGUUAAAGAACGAAACACAUCAACUACAGUUGUGGGAAAAAGAGUUAUGUGAACGAGAAGCUAUUUUAAAGGAUCAUGAAGAUAGUUCAACACAGCAAGACUUGAUUCUUAAUGAAAGAUUUGAAAAAGAACUUCAAGCUCAAUGCAGUAUCAUCAAUGAAGAAUAUCAAGAUCAAAUUAUUCAACUCCAGAAAGUCAUACAAGAGAAAUCUAAAGAGGCAAAUCGCCUUCGCGAUUCAUUUAAUACCAUUAGAUCGACUCACGAAGAGCUACGAAAAGAAUUUGUGAAAGUAAAAGAUCAGAACAGAUUUCUUGAAAGUCAGACAUUGAGUUUACAACAAAGACUUAACAAUCUUGUGCGCAAGAAUGAAUAUGAAGCAAAGAAACAGAAGGAAGCCAAAUCUGACAAAAUGGCAGAUGGAAAGGUUUUAUUGACAGAGAAAAAUAACAAUGAUACCUUUUUAAGAAUGUCAAGUUCUUCCAAGUUGAGUGUCUCAGGAAUUCUUGAUGUGUUGUCAUGUCUCUUCAUAUGGAUUUCUGAUUUUCAACUUGACGCUCGCAAACUAACGUCAGAACUAGAAACGCCAAAUGAAGCAGUCUAUGGUAAAUGUUUUAAGAUUUUACCACCAUUGGCGGAUUUACUAUCAUAUCUUCCUGCUGUCAAUCCGAACUGUGUUCAUCCUCUCUUGAAAUUUAUUUAUUCAGUCAUUUUCUACAUGGAAAACUCACCACAAGGAACACAGAAACCUUUGCUAUUAUCCACUCUGCGAAGAAUUGGAGAGGAAUUAUACAAACCUGAGAUAACAAAGCUGGCAGAUAACCGUACUGAGACGAAAAAACGUAGAAACAAAGCUCAGAUCUAUAUACAUAGUUCUAACCUGGAGGAACGCAUGCUGUCUGCAUUGAUAAUACUGAAAACUCUAACACAAGCUGAUUAUCUAUCUCAUACUUUUGAUAUUUUGAAGUGUGAUCUCCGAGAGGAACAGGGUAAACGACUGUUUCUUGAUGACAAUGGACUUCAGGUUAUUUUACUAUUUAUGAAACCGAAAAACAAGGUUUUGCUGGAGUUUGCUGUUGACGUCAUGUUACAAAUGUCGAUGGAUUCAGUUGUGGUCGAUGAUUUUCUUGAAUGCUGCAGUACUAGUGUAGUUUUUAACGUGCUUUCCAACUUACUUAAUGAAAAGGAACUUGAAUUGAAAAUUCUUGAGAAGCUUAGCAUUAUUUUGCAAAGACUUUCAAAGAUUAAGAAUAACAGACGUUUUUUUGAAGCUUUUCAACUUGUUCCCGUAUUAGACGAACAUCUUCGACAAAAUGAUUCAGAAAAUGCUUUUUUGUCUUUAAAUCUACGAUCUGUGUUGGUGAAUCUAAAUAUUGUUAAGACUUGAGGAUUUUCCUUUCACAAUGCUUCGUCAAAAGAAUCAUGGAAAUCGGAUAUAAAUUUUGUAAAGCCAUUAACAGGCUGUUCCCCGCCCCCCUCUGGGUUCAUAUCUGAGCAUGCCCAAAAAAUUUUUUAUGUAUAUUCGGGUGAUUUGCUAAUCAGAAUUUAAAUCUCGUCUCAGUUCAACUUUUUUUUGUGCAGAAAAAUGUAAACACGACUAAAAUUGUACCAAUUAAGCAAACACUUUUUUCAAUACAAAUCUUUUUUUGAACUUUUCCA
Messenger RNA from Xenia sp. Carnegie-2017, 2128 nucleotides. RefSeq names its product coiled-coil domain-containing protein 138-like. NCBI's taxonomy places the organism in Eukaryota, Metazoa, Cnidaria, Anthozoa, Malacalcyonacea, Xeniidae. The transcript has 18 exons. The record is from RefSeq and is a predicted model, not a curated record. The coding region runs from base 201 to 1856 and encodes 551 amino acids.